UGUUAAAUGUUUGAUCUGCAUGACAGGGAUGAAAAACAUGUUAUUUCAAAGCUGAGAUACAUUUCCUAUAUGAGGGAAUCAGAAUGACUUUAGCCCCAGGUCCCCCAGAUCCAGCCUUCACAUUGCGGGGGAGUGGCAGUCCCAUUACAUGUCUGAAGUUUACAGACCAGACAGAUCAGAAGCUUUACUCCGGGUCUCAGGAUGGAACUAUCCACAUCUGGGACAUGAAAAUCCACAGACCAGUUGGAACACUGGAGGCCCACACUGGACAGUCAGUUCUGUGGAUUGAGUUCAUCAGCAGUGAUGAGAUGGUGACGUUUGGAAAAAAUGGCAUUGCUAGUAUAUGGAAAGCUGCAGAAUCAAGUUGGACACUUACAAAUAACAUUCAUACAUCUGUAAUGGGAUUUUGUCCUGGUGCACUGCUGAAACAAGACAAUUUACUGGCUCUUCCCAGUGAGGAAACAUCAGCAGUUGAUAUAUAUGAUAUUAAAACUUGGAAGAAAGUUGGAUGUUUCCUUGAUUCUGGUUCUAAACUUGGAAUGACUAUGAGUAUUAAGUCAAUUUCUGAUACAUCUCAAUUUUUUAUUGGAUAUGAAGAUGGUACCAUUGGAUUUUGGGAUUGCAAACAUUCUCGAAUCUUGGACAAGGCUAAAUUCUUUGAAGAAUGUGUGAUGUGUCUUGAUUACAGCUCUGGUGCUAAUCUUGGAAUCUGUGGAUCUCCAAGUAAUUUGUUAUCAACUUGGAACAUUACUGAAAACCAGAUUAAUAGGGGAACCAAUUAUGAAGUGAAAAACCCAGGAUUUAAUGAUGUAAGAAUUCGUAAUGACCAAAAAAUAUUAGCCACAGCAGGGUGGGAUCAUCAGGUACGAAUCUUUGGCGUGAAGAAACUGAAGCCUUUAGCUGUAUUGUCCUACCACAAGGACAGUGUUCAAUGUCUGGCUUUUUCCAAGGACAAUAUGCUAGCAUGUGGUUCUAAGGAUCAACAUAUCAGUCUCUGGAAACUUUACUAAAUUAUUAUAGUAGUGUAUGACUAUUUGUUUUUCAUACUGAAUCAAUUAAAACAAUUUUUUAUUUCUGUUUUUUUUAACUGCAUUUUUAUUUUUA
This is a messenger RNA of Saccostrea echinata, 1104 nucleotides long. Its product is annotated as guanine nucleotide-binding protein subunit beta-like protein 1. The record is from RefSeq and is a predicted model, not a curated record. The transcript is spliced from 3 exons. Bases 84 to 1010 code for a protein of 308 amino acids. Gene Ontology annotation, molecular function: protein binding. NCBI's taxonomy places the organism in Eukaryota, Metazoa, Mollusca, Bivalvia, Ostreida, Ostreidae.